Messenger RNA from Raphanus sativus (radish), 1033 nucleotides. RefSeq names its product REF/SRPP-like protein At1g67360. The transcript has 3 exons. The record is from RefSeq and is a predicted model, not a curated record. Bases 156 to 854 code for a protein of 232 amino acids. Lineage: Eukaryota; Viridiplantae; Streptophyta; Magnoliopsida; Brassicales; Brassicaceae.
AAGUUCAAAGUGUCUCUUUUUUCCAAUUCUCCCUUCUUUUAACCAGUCCUCUCAUUCCCCAACGUGUUGUGAAGAUACUUUCUGUUUAGCGAAGACAGGCGAUAACUCCGAAGCAAAGAGAUAUUAUUAAAAGACUUGUUGGUAGAAACGAUCAGAUGGAGACGGAGAAGAAAAAUAGCAAGGAGAUAGGUCUGAAACACCUAGGGUUCGUGAGAGUCGCGGCGAUACAUGUUCUCGUUAGCCUCUCGAGCCUCUACGGCUACGCGAAACGAAACUCCGGUCCUCUUAAACCGGCGGUGGGGAAGGUGGAAGGAGCCGUCACCACCGUCGUCACCCCUGUCUGCAACAAACUCAAGGAUGUUCCAGAUACUCUCCUCCUCUUUCUAGAUCACAAGGUCGGUGAAGUUUCGGACAAGUUUGAUAAGCAUGCUCCAACGAUGGCUAAGAAAGUAGCAAAACAAGCUAAUGUGUUGAUCCAGAAGGCUCAGUCCUUUGUGAAAGAGGCUCGUACCGGUGGUCCCAGAGCUGCUUUUAACUAUGCUGCAUCCGAGUACAAGUGUUUCCUUGUGAACAGCUCUGUUAAAGUCUGGGCUAAACUCAACCGAUAUAAACCGAUUCAUGCAGUGGGGAACAAAGCUCUGCCCGUGGCUGCGCACGUGUCUGGUAUUUACAACGAUUUGGUGACGGACAUGACCCAGAUGGGUUACCCUGUGGUUGGUUAUUUCCCUUUAGUUCCUGUUGAUGACAUUGUCAAGGCUUAUGAAAAGGAGGAAGGUGCAGCGCAGAGGAAAGGAGAUGCUGCUGCUGCUGCUGCUGAUGGAAAUAAAUCGUCGUCUGAUUCGGAUACUGAUUGAAAAACGCUUCUGUGAUUUAAAGCUGUUUGUUUUUUGGUUGGGUUUUGGUUACUUGUGUAAAUGAUCUUAUUAGGCCCUCUCUUGUUUUCCUUUUUGUUCACAGAACUUGGUCCUGGUAGUUUUUUAGCAAGUGUUCCAUUUCUUGGUGUGUGUGACAAUGUGAUGCGUUUGUUUCUAUC